This is a messenger RNA of Penaeus indicus, 1011 nucleotides long. Its product is annotated as mucin-2-like. The transcript has a single exon. The coding region runs from base 1 to 1011 and encodes 336 amino acids. The record is from RefSeq and is a predicted model, not a curated record. Lineage: Eukaryota; Metazoa; Arthropoda; Malacostraca; Decapoda; Penaeidae.
AUGACUUUACACAAACAUCACAACCAACCACAAAGAAUAAAAUUACACACAAACAACUCUCCUCAAAUAAUACCCAACUUUCUACUACUACCAAAACAUCGCUGCUCAAAGAACACAACCUUUCACAACCGACCACAAACAACACAACGAUUCACAACCGACCACAAGCAACACAACCUUUCACAACCGACCGCAAACAACACAACCUUUCACAACCGACCACAAACAACACAACGAUUCACAACCGACCACAAACAACGCAACCUUUCACAACCGACCACAAACCACAACGAUUCACAACCAACCAGAAACAACACAACGAUUCACAACCGACCACAAACAACACAACCUUUCACAACCGACCACAAACAACACAACCUUUUACAACCGACUACAAACAACACAACGAUUCACAACCAACCACAAACAACACAACGAUUCACAACCGACCACAAACAACACAACGAUUCACAACCGACCACAAACAACGCAACCUUUCACAACCGACCACAAACAACACAACCUUUCACAACCGACCACAAACCACAACGAUUCACAACCGACCACAAACAACACAACCUUUCACAACCGACCACAAACAACACAACCUUUCACAACCGACCACAAACCACAACGAUUCACAACCGACCACAAACAACACAACCUUUCACAACCGACCACAAACAACACCUUUCACAACCGACCACAAACAACACAGCCUUUCACAACCGACCACAAACAACACAACCUUUCACAACCGACCACAAACCACAACGAUUCACAACCGACCACAAGCAACACAACGAUUCACAACCGACCACAAACAACACAACCUUUCACAACCGACCACAAACAACACAGCCUUUCACAACCGACCACAAACAACACAACCUUUCACAACCGACCACAAACCACAACGAUUCACAACCAAACAUUCACAGAACCAUCUCUGCCAACAACGCUCAUAGAAACAUCAUCUGCAGCAAAACCUCUGACGUCGAGGGCUGUUAG